AUGGCGGCUUUGAAGGAACUUCGCCGACUCCGCGACGAGGAGAGAACUCUUGUGAACAUCGCAUCAAAAGUCAGCGACCAACUAAAUCGAUUGAAGGUUGAAGAGCUUGCCCUUGUGAGUAUGAUACGACAGAAUGCAAAUCAGACACAGACUGUAGAGGGGGAAAGGAAACAAGACAACAAAGACAGCUGUCCUGUCCCACAGCAGACUGUACUGAAGGUCGAGAUGGACAUGAGUGAGAUGAAUGAGAAUAAAACCUCUGAGUUAUUGCCCUUGGAUCUUGCUGUUAAGCCCCCAGGAGGACCACAGUUUGAUGAAGAGGAAGAGGAGGAAGAUGAUGUGUAGCGUAUACUCAGUAUCUCCAUCACUGACCACUGGUCAAGAAAAAAGAUCAGUAGUGAAGAGGCUACACAUGGAGCAAAUCUGUCAUAUUUAUGUCAGAAUCACAGAACUUUGGUACAAGUUUACAGGACUAGACUGUGAAUUAAGUUUCUGUGUAAGGUCAGAGAUAUUGGUUCUUAUAUUGAGUCAACAAAGCCUGUGCUAGAUACAUAUCUAGAUCUGAGUAGCAUUUGUCAGGGAACCUCGACAGUUAAAAUAGUUUUGGUCGCCAUAGAUACAUGCCAAAUCAUCCAUAGCAACAAUCAGGGACACUGAUGGCUAGAAAGAUGUACCAGGUAGUUGGUCAUUAUAGACAUGUGCGAAGACUUUAUUAACGUGGGUCAAGGACACCCAGACAAAGCUGUAUCUAGUCACCAUAGAUACGUACUAAGAUGUUAGUAAUGUUUGUCAUGGACACUGACACCCAGACAAAGAUGUACCUAGUCACCAUAGAUACAUACUAAGAUGUUAGUAAUGUUUGUCAUGGACACUGACACCCAGACAAAAGUCACCAUAGGUACGUACUAAGAUGUUAGUAAUGUUUGUCAUGGACACUGACACCCAGACAAAGAUGUACCUAGUCACCAUAGAUACAUACUAAGAUGUUAGUAAUGUUUGUCAUGGACACUGACACCCAGACAAAAGUCACCAUAGGUACGUACUAAGAUGUUAGUAAUGUUUGUCAUGGACACUGACACCGAGACAAAGAUGUACCUAGUCACUGUAGACAUGUGAUAUGUUAUUAACAUCUACCAGCAAUGCCAACACUCUGAUAACUUUUUAUGGAAGGUUUUGGUGGCCUUCACAAAACGCCUAGUUGGAUUCUGGUGUGCGAAAAGUUUCUGAGGUCUAAAAUAGGAAACCCAUCUGGACUUACAUCUGUUGGCAAUGUGCAAAUCCAACCAUUUUGUGGUGAGCCAUGUUUUGUGGUGAGCAUCUGUUUGUGGUGAGCCUCAUUUUGUUGUGAGCCUUUUUUUGUGGUGAGCCUUUUUUUGUGAUGAGCCUUGUUUUGUGGUGAGCCUUUUUUGUGGUGAGUCAUAUUUUGUGGUGAGCCUCAUUUUGUGGUGAGCCUCCAGAGAAAACAUGAAGUAUCUGUAUAAGAUACUGUUGGUAAAUUGAUUUUUAAAAUGUUGAAAUUUUAAAGAAAAAAAUGAUUCAACUGCUCAAGUUAAUCAAAAUGCAUAAUAAAAAAUGAAGUUGUACAUGAUAACACUUCUAAAAGUAAAAAUCAUAUUGUUGUUAAAGUUGAUGAUACAAAAUAGAGUAUAAUAAUUCAGCUUUCUGUUUUAUUUGUCCACAAAAUUAUUCAGACUUGCUUUCUGUUUUGAUAUUGUUGGUGACUAAAAAUAUUAAGACAAAGUUUUUUUCUAAAUUCUUUUAAUUCUUCAGGUAAGAUUCAAAUUUUUGAAUUUUUUCUAGGGGUACUUUCUCUACAGUUUUGCCCAUAGGAUGGCUGACAAUAAACCUGCUUUCCCAUUUCUCAUCUUA
Messenger RNA from Ylistrum balloti, 1869 nucleotides. RefSeq names its product snRNA-activating protein complex subunit 5-like. NCBI's taxonomy places the organism in Eukaryota, Metazoa, Mollusca, Bivalvia, Pectinida, Pectinidae. Gene Ontology annotation, biological process: transcription initiation at RNA polymerase III promoter; transcription by RNA polymerase II. The transcript is spliced from 4 exons. The record is from RefSeq and is a predicted model, not a curated record. Gene Ontology annotation, cellular component: nucleus. Bases 1 to 345 code for a protein of 114 amino acids.